Molecule: messenger RNA, 1680 nt
Organism: Saitoella complicata NRRL Y-17804
Lineage: Eukaryota; Fungi; Ascomycota; Saitoellomycetes; Saitoellales; Saitoellaceae
Product: kinase-like protein
Exons: 4
Coding region: 1-1680 (559 amino acids)
Biological process (GO): peptidyl-threonine phosphorylation; peptidyl-serine phosphorylation
Molecular function (GO): protein serine/threonine kinase activity; ATP binding
Source: RefSeq, a predicted model, not a curated record
AUGGGACCGCCGCCGUUGCCGUGGUCGAGUCCGGGGAAGGUCGAGAGGACUGUUGUCGAGGUCAAGGAGCUUAACAUCGCUGCGGUGGACGCAGAAAUGCGUAACCUCCAAACCGGGAGAAAACACUUGGCCGACGCAGCCGAACGGGAGAAAGAACGUCUCGUCGAGGAGUUGUGGGAGCGGAGUACGCGUGGCAGGGAACUAACGGAACGUGAGCUGAGGGAUGCGGAUUUGACGUUGUAUGAGGUUGGGGAGAUUAGGGAUUACAACCCUGUUUGGUUCACGGGCGUUCCGGGGACGAAGAAGAGGCAGGGUGAUAUUGCGAGGGGAGAGGCAGGUGCUGGGUAUGACGACGAGCGAGGUGACUAUUUACCCGUCAUGGGAGAUCAUCUCGCAUACCGCUACCAAUGCGUCGACAUGCUCGGUAAAGGCUCAUUCGGCUCCGUCAUCCGAUGUCUUGACUGGAAAUCUGGACAAUGGGUCGCCAUCAAAAUCAUCCGAAACAAGAAGCGGUUCCACGCACAAGCCGUCAUCGAAGUCGAUAUCCUGCGCCGACUGACGGAUUGGGAUCCGGACGAUGUGGCGAGAGUCGUUAGGGUCGAGGAUGACUUUUAUUUUAGGGGGCAUUUGUGUAUCGUGACUGGGUUGUUGGGGAUGAAUUUGUAUGAGUUUGUGAAGGGGAAUGGGUUUAUUGGGUGUUCGUUGGAGAUGAUCAGGAGGUUUACGAUCCAGUUGUUGGAAAGCUUGGUCCUGUUGUACAAGCACAAGGUCAUUCAUUGUGAUUUGAAGCCGGAGAAUGUGUUGCUGUCGCAUUCCCUCAGCAGUGAGAUCCGCACCAUUGACUUUGGAAGUUCGUGUUUCGAAAAUGAGAAAGUCUACACUUACAUCCAAUCCCGCUUUUACCGCUCGCCCGAGGUCAUUCUUGGCAUGAACUACGGUAUGCCGAUUGACAUGUGGAGUUUGGGAUGUAUUCUGGCGGAACUGUAUACGGGCUUUCCGAUCUUUCCUGGUGAGGAUGAGAAAGAGCAGUUGGCGUGCAUUAUGGAGAUUUUUGGUCCGCCGGAGAGGCAUUUGAUUGAAAAGUCGGAUCGGAGACGGAUCUUCUUCGAGAGCAACCUGAAGCCGAAGCUUCACAAGAGCUCCAAGGGAAAGAUUCGACGCCCAUCGACGAAGUCAUUGGCACAAGCGCUCAAGUUCACGGCUGCGGAUGAUUCCUUCCUGGACUUCAUCACAAAGUGUCUGAAGUGGUCACCGGACGCACGUAUGACGCCCAUGGAAGCCUUGCAACACGACUUCGUCACAGGCGUCGUCCGCUCCAAGUCGCCAACUAAAGCUCGCGCCCGUGUGACGUCUACGAUUGUUGCAUCACCCCUCGCACCUUCCGGCCGUCCCUUACCCGACUUACCCAAAUGGAAUGCGCCAUCGAAGAUAUCGCCAAGUACGUUUGGCAGUGGUCAGAGCAGUACGACGAGUGUGAGCACGAGCAUUGGGACACCGGUGAGGAGUAGUCCGGCUAAAGGCAAUACGAUUGGUGGAAGCCAGGGGUACUCGCUUCGAAGCAGGAUCGCUGCGACGACACAGAGUGGAAGUGGCAUGGCAUCCGCAGCGGCGAGGACCGUUACUGUUGGAAUCGAUACGACGCCGGUAAGUUUGUGUUUCCAGUUUUGUCACGGAGCUUAA